AUGGAGAUUUUUCAGGUGUGGUUGACCAAAAAUAAAGCCCCCACCUGUGGUAGUACGGCCAAGUACAGCGUGUUGACGUUUCUACCUCGAUUCUUGUAUGAGCAGAUUAGAAGAGCUGCUAACGCCUUCUUCCUCUUCAUUGCCUUAUUACAGCAAAUUCCAGAUGUAUCUCCAACAGGAAGAUAUACCACCCUGGUGCCAUUGAUCAUUAUUUUAACAAUCGCAGGCAUCAAAGAGAUUGUAGAAGAUUUUAAGCGGCAUAAGGCAGACAAUGCAGUUAACAAAAAGAAAACGAUAGUGUUAAGGAAUGGUAUGUGGCAUACCGUUAUGUGGAAAGAGGUGGCGGUGGGAGACAUUGUGAAGGUCGUCAAUGGGCAGUAUCUUCCAGCAGACAUGGUCCUGCUAUCCUCCAGUGAACCUCAGGCGAUGUGUUACGUUGAAACAGCUAAUCUGGAUGGGGAGACGAACCUUAAAAUUCGUCAGGGUUUGAGUCACACUGCUGACAUGCAAACAAGGGAAGUAUUGAUGAAGUUAUCUGGAACCAUAGAAUGUGAGGGACCCAAUCGCCACCUCUAUGACUUCACUGGAAACUUGCACGUAGAUGGGAAAAGCCCUGUUCCCCUUGGGCCCGACCAGAUCUUAUUAAGAGGUACACAGCUUAGAAACACUCAGUGGGUCUUUGGCAUAGUUGUUUAUACUGGACACGACACCAAACUCAUGCAGAAUUCCACAAAAGCACCUCUCAAAAGAUCGAAUGUUGAGAAAGUGACCAAUGUGCAGAUCCUGGUGUUGUUUGGCAUCCUUUUGGUCAUGGCCUUGGUGAGCUCGGUGGGGGCGCUGUACUGGAAUGGGUCUCAAGGCGGAAAGAACUGGUACAUCAAGAAGAUGGACACGACCUCGGAUAAUUUCGGCUAUAACCUGUUGACGUUCAUCAUCUUGUACAACAAUCUGAUUCCCAUCAGUCUGUUGGUGACUCUUGAGGUUGUGAAAUACACUCAAGCCCUUUUUAUAAACUGGGACACAGAUAUGUAUUAUCUAGGAAAUGACACCCCUGCGAUGGCCAGGACCUCAAACCUUAAUGAAGAGCUGGGGCAGGUGAAAUACCUAUUUUCUGAUAAAACUGGAACUCUUACAUGCAAUAUCAUGAACUUCAAGAAGUGCAGCAUUGCUGGGGUAACCUAUGGUCAUUUUCCAGAAUUGACAAGAGAACCAUCCUCAGAUGAUUUUUGCCGGAUACCUCCUCCCCCUAGUGACUCAUGUGACUUUGAUGAUCCUAGGCUCUUGAAGAACAUUGAAGAUCAUCAUCCCACAGCUCCGUGCAUACAGGAGUUCCUCACACUUCUGGCCGUGUGCCACACCGUCGUCCCUGAGAAGGAUGGAGAUAACAUCAUCUAUCAGGCUUCUUCCCCAGAUGAAGCCGCUUUGGUGAAGGGAGCUAGGAAGCUGGGUUUUGUCUUCACCGCCAGAACGCCGUACUCGGUCAUCAUAGAAGCCAUGGGACAGGAACAGACAUUUGGAAUCCUCAACGUCCUGGAAUUUUCUAGUGACAGAAAAAGAAUGUCUGUAAUUGUUCGAACUCCUUCAGGCCAGCUUCGACUCUACUGUAAGGGGGCUGAUAAUGUAAUAUUUGAGAGGCUUUCAAAAGACUCAAAAUACAUGGAAGAAACCCUGUGCCAUCUGGAAUAUUUUGCCACGGAAGGCUUGAGGACUCUCUGUGUGGCUUAUGCUGACCUCUCUGAGCAGGCGUAUGAGGAGUGGCUUAAAGUCUAUCGAGAAGCCAGCACCAUCUUGAAAGACAGAGCUCAGCGGUUGGAAGAGUGCUAUGAGAUCAUAGAGAAGAAUUUACUGUUACUUGGAGCCACAGCCAUCGAAGAUCGCCUUCAGGCAGGUGUUCCAGAAACCAUAGCGACUCUAUUGAAGGCAGAAAUUAAAAUAUGGGUGUUGACAGGAGACAAACAAGAAACUGCAAUUAAUAUAGGAUAUUCCUGCCGGUUGGUGUCACAGAAUAUGGCCCUUAUCCUAUUGAAGGAGGAUUCCCUGGAUGCAACAAGGGCAGCCAUUACGCAGCAUUGCACCGACCUUGGGAAUCUGUUGGGCAAGGAGAACGAUGUGGCCCUCAUCAUCGAUGGCCACACCCUGAAGUACGCACUGUCCUUUGAAGUCAGGAGAAGCUUCCUGGAUUUGGCGCUUUCGUGCAAGGCGGUCAUAUGCUGCAGAGUGUCUCCUCUGCAGAAGUCUGAGAUAGUGGACGUGGUUAAGAAGCGGGUAAAGGCCAUUACCCUUGCCAUCGGGGACGGUGCCAACGACGUUGGGAUGAUCCAGACCGCUCACGUGGGUGUAGGGAUCAGCGGGAACGAAGGCAUGCAGGCGACCAACAACUCGGAUUAUGCCAUCGCGCAGUUUUCCUACUUGGAGAAGCUCCUGUUGGUUCACGGCGCCUGGAGCUACAACCGCGUGACCAAGUGCAUACUGUACUGCUUCUACAAGAACGUGGUCCUCUACAUUAUCGAGCUUUGGUUCGCCUUUGUUAAUGGAUUUUCUGGGCAGAUUUUAUUUGAACGCUGGUGCAUCGGCUUGUACAAUGUGAUUUUCACAGCGUUGCCACCCUUCACCCUGGGAAUCUUCGAGAGGUCUUGCACCCAGGAGAGCAUGCUCAGGUUCCCACAGCUCUACAAGAUCACCCAGAACGCGGAAGGCUUCAACACAAAGGUUUUCUGGGGUCACUGCAUCAACGCCUUGGUCCACUCCCUCAUCCUCUUCUGGUUUCCCAUGAAGGCGCUGGAGCAUGAUACCCCGUUGGCCAGUGGCCAGGCCACAGACUAUUUAUUUGUUGGAAAUAUUGUUUACACGUAUGUUGUUGUCACUGUGUGUCUGAAAGCUGGUUUGGAGACCACAGCUUGGACUAAAUUCAGUCAUCUGGCUGUCUGGGGAAGCAUGCUGAUCUGGCUGGUGUUUUUUGGCGUCUACUCAACCAUCUGGCCCACCAUUCCCAUUGCUCCAGAUAUGAAAGGACAGGCAACCAUGGUUCUGAGCUCUGCACACUUCUGGUUGGGAUUAUUUCUGGUUCCCACGGCGUGUUUGAUCGAAGAUGUGGCGUGGAGAGCGGCCAAGCAUACCUGCAAGAAAACGUUGCUGGAGGAGGUGCAGGAGCUGGAAACGAAGGCCAGAGUGAUGGGGAAAGCGAUGCUUCGGGACAGUAAUGGGAAGAGGAUGAAUGAACGUGACCGCCUACUGAGGAGGCUCAGCAGGAAGACGCCCCCCACACUCUUCCGAGGAGGCUCCCUCCAGCAGUGUGUCCCCCAUGGGUACGCCUUCUCUCAAGAGGAGCAUGGAGCUGUCACUCAGGAAGAAAUCGUCCGUGCUUACGACACCACCAAGAAGAAAUGCAGGAAGAAAUAA
Puma concolor (puma) is the source of this 3399-nucleotide messenger RNA. Lineage: Eukaryota; Metazoa; Chordata; Mammalia; Carnivora; Felidae. The record is from RefSeq and is a predicted model, not a curated record.